Messenger RNA from Trichoplusia ni (cabbage looper), 2439 nucleotides. It is a transcript of the gene wls, whose product is annotated as protein wntless. Lineage: Eukaryota; Metazoa; Arthropoda; Insecta; Lepidoptera; Noctuidae. The record is from RefSeq and is a predicted model, not a curated record. Bases 80 to 1717 code for a protein of 545 amino acids. The transcript has a single exon. Gene Ontology annotation, biological process: intracellular protein transport; Wnt protein secretion; Wnt signaling pathway. Gene Ontology annotation, molecular function: Wnt-protein binding. Gene Ontology annotation, cellular component: endomembrane system; organelle membrane.
AAUGGAAUUCACCACCGGUCGAUGUUAACGCGUGUUGACUCAGUUUAUAAAUGUGAUCCGUGUGUUAAAUGUCCGAAACAUGACGGGGACUAUAAUUGAGAAUUUAAGUGGCCGUAAGCUCGCCAUUUUAGUGAGUUUCCUUUUGUUAUGUCAGCUAAUAUGUUUCUUGAUCGGUGGGCUGGUCGCACCCAUGCCCGCAAACGCCCAAAACAUACUCGCGACAGUGUGCCGAGAUAAAUCUACAGUGAAAAAUGACACGACAAAGUGGUAUUAUAACCGCGGCAAGGGCUCCUGCAAAACUGUGGACCUCGGGGAAACGCAUCAUGAUCUAUCGGAGACCGACAUUGUGUUCGCCUUUCAAAUGCCGGUUCCCCGUGAAAGCAAGAUUCUAGACUACUCGCGAUGGCAACAAAACUUGAUAGGAGUGCUGCAAGUCGACAUUAAAUACCACUCGCAGAUCGAGGUGCAGCCGCGCAGUACAAUAACAAUAGACGCGCGCCUAGCGUACCGGAAUAAGGGCGAUCCCGAGGACGAAUGGAAGCUGUACACACAAUCCAUUGAAAAACGACACCUAGACUGCGAUAUAGACGUGAAAAGUGAGGAAUAUCUCUACAACUGCUCGGCUAUACCUUUGUUUGAACUAGGUUCUUUGUUCCAUGACUUCUAUUUACUGAAUGUUAGGCUCCCAGUCGACACGCCGACUAUGAACUCUCAUAUAGGGCAUAUACAAGACAUGUGGCUAACAGUCAUUAACCAAAAUGGUGGGUUCACUAAGGUGUGGCUGUCUCUAAAAACUGUAUUUUUCCCUUGUAUAAUAGCUAUACUUGUAUGGUUCUGGAGACGUAUACAUAUGUUGCAACGGAAGCCUGUGUUACUUGAGAAAAUGCUACUGAGUUUAGGUUUAGCUCUUUGUCUCUUAAACAUGCCAAUUGAGUACUUCACACUACACUUUGACUUGCCAUUCAUGUUGUUGCUAGGAGAUAUCCGUCAAGGAGUCUUCUAUGCUACAUUAUUUUCAUUCUGGCUUGUUUUUGCCGGGGAACACAUGCUGAUACAAGAUGCGUCAGCUCAAAGCUCUGUUAAGCAGUAUUGGAGGCAUUUGAGUGCUGUUGCUAUGGGCUGUAUCUCUCUAUUUAUAUUUGACAUGUGUGAGAGAGGUGUGCAGCUCCGUAAUCCUUUUUACUCUAUCUGGGUGACUGAUAUUGGAACUAACUUGGCUUUGACGUUUAUUAUACUGGCUGGGAUAUCAACUGGGGUAUAUUUCUUGUUCUUAUGUUACAUGAUAUGGCAGGUUUUCAUUAAUAUUUCUCACAAGAGACAGUCUCUACCAACUAUGUGCUCUGUUCGACGUCUGCAUUAUGAAGGCAUUAUCUAUCGCUUCAAGUUUCUUAUGUUGGCUACUCUGUUGUGUGCUGCACUGACUGUAAUAGGCUUUAUACUAGGACAAGUUGCUGAAGGGCAAUGGAAGUGGGACGAGAACAUUGAACUUGAAUACACUUCAGCAUUUUUCACAGGAGUGUAUGGAAUGUGGAAUAUCUACAUUUUUGCUUUGUUGGUCUUGUAUGCCCCAAGCCACAAGCGCUGGCCAGUCGUGGAGAAUACCUCUGACACACAAAACUUGAGUGAGGAGAUAGAGUUUAGCCCGCUACCUAGUGAGAGGGGAAGUAGUGAGAUAUCGUCUCUAACAUCCUUUAUUAGGAAGACGACCAUUGAUUAAUCUGUGCCAAUUUAGUAUUUCACUUUAUUACUAACUAGUAUUUAAGAUGUCUGCUCUUCCAGCUUUUUGAUGAAUUUAUAGUUCCACUUAUUGGAAGUAAAAUCGUCUUGUUUCUUGCCUUUAUAUGGAUAUUCGCCGAUAGGUUUGCCCAGAUGUGAGUACUGAUGUGUGCUAUGACGUCACCGGUCGUUGGAUCUCGCGUCUAAACGUCUUUACGAUAAUUAUGGCCAUCAAUCGUCGCGUGGCCGGUCGAGUGGCCGUACCAGCUCACCGUAGGCGUUAAUUAGCUAGUAUGAGAGAAUCUCUCGGUAUAGGCAUUCAGCCUUAGAAAACUUAGUCUUGACGAACAAAUUUUGUACUCAAAUAUUUAACCGGAACUUGUGUAGUCCAUAUUUAUUUAGUCUUAUCGCUCGCACGUAGGAUUUACUUAGGCGAGCUGUAACCAUUAGCUUAAGGAAUGUUUUAAGACUUUGCCUGUUCUCAAUCAUGUAUUUAGUUGUGUAAGACUAAUUUUAUUAUUUUUAUUACUAAAAUUAUUUUGAACUGAUGAUUAUUUACUUAUUUUUCGAAUUAUUUAUGAAGUCGAUGUUUUAUUUUGUCUCAAUGUCGUCGUUUACUUAGUCGAGUGAGCUAAGAUGUGUAUCGAGUCAUUCUAAAAGUUUUAGAUCAUUAAACAGGUAGUUUGCCCUUGAUCUUUCCAGUUUUGUAACAAGCUUCCAAAA